GACCUGUGCGAGGCCAUUAUUGUCAACACCAAGCGUUAUACUUCGCUGUUUGCUGAUGCCAUCGAUGAAAUCGCCAAGAGUCUCGAGCCCACCGAGCAGAAUGUGGAGCCCAGCACUUUGGACAUCUACAUUCAACACCGCAACAGCCUAGCAGCCCAGCACCAGAACGACGAGGGCGAACCUGCUGGACACAAAUACCCUCCUGAGCUUCUCCGGCGCUAUGAGGUCGUUUUUGAGGUCCCUGAUGAUGCCAAGACUCUCAGCAUUCGCAACGUCGAUGCUACACACAUUGGCUCACUCGUCCGUGUCGAGGGCAUUGUGACGCGCGCAACCGCCGUCAAGCCGCGCAUGACGGUGGCGACCUACACCUGUGAUGCCUGCGACCAAGAGAUUUUCCAGGAAAUCAAGGCACCCAACUUUAUGCCCCUCUACGAGUGCCCCAGCGACACUUGUCGGGCAAACCGCCGCCGAGGUCGCUUGCACCUCAUUACGCGUGGCUCAAAGUUUGAACGCUUUCAAGAGCUCAAAAUCCAGGAGAUGGCCAAGCACGUCCCCACCGGUCACAUCCCCCGGUCCAUGACCGUCUACGUUCGCGGCAGCAGCACCCGGGUGGCAAACCCUGGUGAUCAGGUGACCAUCACUGGCAUCUUUCUUCCCGUGCCCUACUCGGGCUUCCGCGCCAUUCGUGCCGGACUUUUGUCAGAUACCUACCUCGAGGCCCAGGUCAUGCUGAAGGAGAAGAAGACUUACGUCGAACAGGUGUUGACCGAGGAGAUGCGCGUCGAAAUUGAGGAGGGUGCGCACGAUGAGGAAAUCUACGACAAGCUUUCCUCAUCCAUUGCGCCUGAAAUUUACGGCCAUGACGAUGUGAAAAAGGCGCUGUUGUUGCUCCUGGUUGGCGGUGUGGACCGCAAGAUGGCUGAUGGCAUGAGCAUUCGCGGUGAUAUCAACAUUCUGCUGAUGGGUGAUCCUGGUGUCGCCAAGAGUCAGCUGUUGAAGAAAGUGGUGGACCUGGCGCCGCGCGCCGUCUACACUACCGGCCGUGGUUCAACUGGCGUCGGUCUGACCGCAUCUGUGACGCGGGAUCCUCUUACCAAUGAGCUGGUUCUUGAGGGUGGUGCAUUGGUGAUGGCGGAUAUGGGUGUUUGUUGCAUUGAUGAGUUUGACAAGAUGGACGAAGGGGACCGGACAGCGAUUCAUGAAGUCAUGGAACAACAGACCAUCUCCAUUGCAAAGGCUGGCAUCACGACGACACUCAAUGCCCGGUCCGCCAUUCUCGCAGCGGCCAACCCCGUGUAUGGCAGAUACAACAUCAAAAAAUCUCCGACACAAAACAUCAAUCUCCCCGAUGCCCUGCGCUCGCGUUUCGAUUUGGUAUUUUUGUUACUGGAUCGUCCCGAUCAAGACGCAGAUCUUCGAUUGGCACAACACAUUACUUACGUCCAUAGUCACAACGACUUUCCAGAGCUGGAGUUUGAGCCCCUCAGCAAGGACUUUGUGCGCAACUACGUGGCACUGGCCAAGCAGUAUCAGCCCUACAUCGAGCCUGACAUGGCCGAGCAGAUGGCUUUGCGUUACGCACGCCUUCGCGAAACUGCACAGGAUGACCCCAACGAGGGGCACGUCACCGCACGAAUGUUGUUGGCUAUGCUCCGCUUGAGUACGGCCUUGGCACGUCUUCGCUUCAGUGACUCAGUGGUGAUGGAUGACUUUGAUGAAGCGCUGCGCCUGAUGGACGCAUGCAAGGCUUCCGUGCGGGCUGCCAGCAACGCUAGCAAGCGGACUCGCAUCAAUCCUACGACGAGUAUUUUCCGCCUCAUUACCAAAUUAUUUGAGACAUCCGGCGAGAACAAGAUUAGCUUGGCAGAUGCGCAGGCGCGAGCUCGCGGCGAUGGUUUCAAUAUGCAGGAGUUCAAUGAAUGCCUUCACGUGUAUGAAGAGCUGAACGUGCUGCAGAUUGAUGCUGCUCGCACCAGCAUCACAUUGGUUCGAUAG
Molecule: messenger RNA, 1995 nt
Organism: Monosiga brevicollis MX1
Lineage: Eukaryota; Choanoflagellata; Craspedida; Salpingoecidae
Exons: 11
Biological process (GO): double-strand break repair via break-induced replication; DNA replication; DNA strand elongation involved in DNA replication
Cellular component (GO): MCM complex; nucleus
Molecular function (GO): ATP hydrolysis activity; ATP binding; single-stranded DNA helicase activity
Source: RefSeq, a predicted model, not a curated record